Messenger RNA from Patella vulgata (common limpet), 2431 nucleotides. Its product is annotated as atrial natriuretic peptide receptor 2. The transcript has 11 exons. The record is from RefSeq and is a predicted model, not a curated record. NCBI's taxonomy places the organism in Eukaryota, Metazoa, Mollusca, Gastropoda, Patellidae. The coding region runs from base 1112 to 2431 and encodes 439 amino acids. Gene Ontology annotation, molecular function: guanylate cyclase activity; peptide receptor activity; protein tyrosine kinase activity. Gene Ontology annotation, biological process: protein phosphorylation; cGMP biosynthetic process; receptor guanylyl cyclase signaling pathway.
CGGAACACUACAGAUAGCUUAUUUUGUUAAAAGACCCUUGGUAUUAAGAAACAAGAAUCUACUGUAAGAACAGAUUUAGCCAUCAACAAUUUAUGUUUCUAAUGUAAAGCAUUAUUGUGUAGUUACCAAGAGCAGUCUUGUCUGAAAAGCUAUAAAACACCGUUACAUACUAUUAUUAUCUUAGGACAUCAAAACACAAAUAUUCUGAUAUUGGAACAAGCCAUGGACUCUAUCGGGCGGAUAACUGUAAAGGUAAAGCUUCCUGCGAACAUUAAUAGCAAUUAUAGUUUUUAGAUGGAUAUCUCAAUUGUUGUCAUUAACAAACAUGUUAAAAAAACCUAAUUAUAUAAAUGGAAACCAUUUGUGCAUAUUUGAUUUAUCAAUUUAUCCAUAAAUAAUGCACCAUGCAUGAAUGUUAACCAAGAAAAAAAAUUAGAUGAAUACGGGACAGACAAUCCAGAAUGUCAAGUUGUUAUUUUUACUGUCUGGAACCAUUAAAACUAAGUGUCCGGUGAAUAGACAUUUUCUAUGUUUGUUGUAUUUUAAGAAAAAAAACCAAUAUUCCGCUUGGGAUUCCUAUUCAGUCUGAGGAAGCUCUGAGAUGGAAUUGAAGAAUGAAGAACGAGAAUGAAUAGAUAUUAAACAUUAAUAGACGUAUUAGCAAAUUAACAGAGAGUGGUUGAUUUGCGAGACACAGUAUUACCGGUGUUGCAGCAAUAUGGAGACAAACAAGCCUCAUUGAUAUAUUUUUAAGCGAACUUUUAUUUGUUUCCAGUACAAUAAUGUAUAUACAAUUAACAUGUAUAAAUAGAGGUUAUCGUGGGAUAGAAUUGAAAGUCAAUGCCAGAGUUGCGAGUGUAAGGCUUAUGAAGACAUCUUAUCAGUGAUUAGCCUUUAUCGAUACAAAUGAAGCAAAGAAUUGCAUCCUGUACAGUAUAAUAGAGACUUUCCGCACACACCAUUGACGACUUCCUAUAGAUAAAAACUAUAUGUAGCAGCCAACCUAUGUCGAACAGAUAAUACUUUUCAGUGUGUUUAUGAUAAAAUAAUGAAAUGAUUAGCGUUCCAUAAGACCCCGUAAACCUUGAUUGUCAACGUUCUGACUAUCACCAUGUCAAACUGGGUAAUUAAUUACAUAAUUUGGCAAUUAAUCAUUAAGUCCGUUACAACAUGGCAUGGCUUUGGUAAUGAGAAUUUCCAUUGUUGGCCAUACGACGCCAACAGCGACAAUCCAACACCAUUUACAGAAUGCAAAGGUAUAAAAAUAAAAUGGAUUGUGGAGCCACCUUCUGAGAUAAAGGCGGAAGAACAUUUUAACACGACAUAUGAGUUGAUCAUAGAACCAGCAUUUUAUACUUGGGGUAUUGGUUUAGAUUUCUUUACACAGGCAAAUAUUACAGGCAUCAGUGAUGCGGCAUUGGCUGAACAGUGGUGUAAAGAUGUUAUUUGUCCAGCCCCGUCAUUAUCGACCCCUGAGAACUGUUGCGUUCAUCACGUCAACGUACAUUCAUGUCCUCUGGGGGAAACUGACACAGUUCAAAAUGGCCUCUGUGGUCCAUGGAUUCCACCUUCCGGUUCUGUCUUCACGCAUUCAAGCGUUAUGGUUGGCCCUGUGGGUCAAGGCAACUGGACUAGCACUGUUGCUGGGUUGUACGCUGUGGGAGAAACCUCCGUCAUAGCCCAUUUCAAACUGGCUAGAAUGCAUAUUGCUAUUGAAAAGAGAGUAAAUGUUUUACCUCGGACAAUUUGUGGUGAUGGGCGAUGUGAACUAAGUGAGGGCGAAGAGUGUUCAAGUUGUCCUAAAGAUUGUGCUGAAUGCCCUCUAGAAGAUUGGGAAAUCGCCCUUAUUGUUACCUUCAUUAUGAUCAUUCUUAUCAUCUUCCUGGUCAUAAUAAUAUAUUUUAGAUAUCAGAAAAGAAAGUUAUUUUGGGAUGAGAGCUGGAUCAUACCACAUGAAGAUAUUAAAGAAGACAACGGUUUGAGAGGUGCGUUUGGCAGCAUGUUAAGUAUCAUUUCCGGUGGAAGCAAACAAAGUGGUAGUGUAAGCUCCAUGGCAACGUCAGCCGUCAGAAGGCAGGUCUUCGCAACUACAGCGUUCUAUGAUGGUAGAACAGUCGCGGUAAAACGAAUUAAAAACUCAGAAUUCGUUUUAACCAAAGUGAUUCGAACUGAAGUUAAAACUGUACGUGAAAUGGAUCAUCCUAAUCUGUGUAAGUUUAUAGGUGGUUGUAUCAAAGUACCAAAUGUGUGUAUUGUCAGUGAAUAUUGUCCUAAAGGGAGUCUUAAUGAUGUAUUACUGAACGAUGAUAUACCACUUAGUUGGUCUUUCAGGUUUUCCUUUGCUACAGAUAUAGCUAGAGGAGUUAGCUAUCUACAUAGUCGAUCUUUAUCACACGGAAGACUUACAUCCAGUAAUUGUCUGGUUAGUUAA